Protopolystoma xenopodis is the source of this 1194-nucleotide messenger RNA. The record is from the annotation of a GenBank genome assembly. NCBI's taxonomy places the organism in Eukaryota, Metazoa, Platyhelminthes, Monogenea, Polystomatidea, Polystomatidae.
AUCCUGGAACCAAUUGCUUAUAGGUCCUCUGCUGGCUCUCUUCCCUCCGCUUCCUCAAAACCGGCCAAUUAUACUCGGUACAUUUUUUUCAGAUUUCCACAGGAGCUGAACCUUGGCAAUAUGUCGGCCGAGACAAUGUGGACCUAUUUGGCAGAGGACCUUUCACUCGGACUUACGCAGCACUACGAAUUGAUGGUUGCCGGGACCGAGCACACGACCUCGCAUUCUCCGUCCACCCCCGCGAAGGGGGGCGUCGCCAGCAGUUCAGUCGUCUCGGCGGCCGGGAAGCGACAGCCCCCGGACGGGCAGGCCGAGUCAACUGGCGCAGGAACAGCAUUUGCAGCUUCGAAACAGGGCACCGGUGCCUCUGCGAAGGCAGCCAUCAAAGGGGCUCCCAGUGACGGAGGCAAUGGCAACAGCGGUAGGGGACAGACAUCAGCCGCCGCGAAGGUCAAGUCCUCGGACUACAUGAAUCUCUGUUUCCGUGUCAAGUGGUUCUACAACACCUACAUUGGCUGUCUGCCUCAAAUGACCGACAAAGUGCCGGAAUACCCCAGGUGUGGUCAGGCGCCUGGCUUUUUUGGGUUGCACUCUAAGCGUCACCGUGAAUGUUCCAGUAAAGCCAAUCGACAGCUGGUCAAGAGGAAUUCGCCGUCGUCUUCUGGUGGAACCGACAAAUCUUCCAGUAAAGCCAAUCGACAGCUGGUCAAGAGGAAUUCGCCGUCGUCUUCUGGUGGAACCGACCUCCGAAUCUCUUCACCCAACACUUCCACUCGAAAUGGAAUAAAGCCAAUCGACAGCUGGUCAAGAGGAAUUCGCCGUCGUCUUCUGGUGGAACCGACCUUCGAAUCCUCGCGUCAGCAUGAAUCUUCCAGUAAAACCAAUCGACAGCUGGUCAAGAGGAAUCCGCCGUCGUCUUCUGGUGGAACCGACCUUCGAAUCUCCUCUCGAAAUGGAAACAAACAGGACGGCUUCCCAAGAUCGAGCGAGCAUGUGCUCUACUCCAACUCUGUGGUUGACGUGUUCACCCAAUUGAACCAGUGCUUCGACGUGAUCCGCAAACUUCAGUGUCCCGACAUGUUGGUUCGCGGGCAUUACAUGCACAGGUUCUCACAGGUACCAAAAUCAUGUCCUAAUCCUUGUCGUUUUCCAACCUACUUUACUUCCGUCAGGAUAUCCCACUCGAGGCGAUAG